Molecule: messenger RNA, 983 nt
Organism: Bombyx mori (domestic silkworm)
Lineage: Eukaryota; Metazoa; Arthropoda; Insecta; Lepidoptera; Bombycidae
Gene: eIF2Balpha
Product: eIF2B-alpha protein
Biological process (GO): translational initiation
Cellular component (GO): eukaryotic translation initiation factor 2B complex
Molecular function (GO): guanyl-nucleotide exchange factor activity; translation initiation factor activity
Source: RefSeq, marked provisional
AGUGGCACGUAAACACAAGAUUUAAAACAUGAAAAAAGAAGAAGUACAAGCUAUAUUCAUGAAGAUCCUGAGAGAAGAAGAGGAUGUCUCAGCUGGUGUGGCUGCCAUCAAAACUUUGUUAACUGUUAUAGAAAAUUAUAAAGUAUCUACAGUGAGAGAAUUAGAUCUGAAUCUCCAAUUGGCUGUGGAUGCAAUGAGACAUUGUGAUCAACCUGUUACAGCUAUCUCAUCUGGGUGUGAAUUGUUUAUGAGGUUUAUUACAUUUGCCAAAUUAGACACAAAGAGUUUUGAAGAAUGUGAAAAAAUUAUGUUACAAAGAGGCAAUAUAUUUCUGGACAAGCUGUUAGAAGCACGAGGAAAAGUAGCAAAACAGGCUUUGUCAUUCAUUUGCGAUGGAUGUAAAAUUUUAACACAUUCUCGGUCAAGAGUUGUUUUACAAGCAAUGAUAGAAGCUAUAAAAGCAAACAAAAGAUUUGAAGUCUUCAUCACAGUAUCUGCACCGGACAAUAGUGGUGAGGUGAUGCACAAACAACUUGUGGCUGCGGGUGUGGACGCAACACUGAUCUUAGACUCCGCAGUCGGCUACGUCAUGGAACAAGUCGAUAUCGUAAUGAUAGGAGCUGAAGGCGUCACUGAAAGCGGAGGUAUCAUAAAUAAGAUUGGCACAUACUCGCUUGGUAUAGCAGCUUUAGAACUUAAGAAACCAGUUUAUGUACUAACGGAAAGUUUCAAAUUCUCUCGGAUAUACCCUCUAAACCAAAUGGACUUGCCUAAGGAAUUCAAAUAUUUAUCAAACACGUUGAAAAGUGGUAAAGAUCUAAGCAAACAACAUCCAUUGGUCGACUACACACCUCCCUCCUACAUAACUUUAUUGUUCACGGAUUUAGGCAUCUUAACUCCAUCCGCCGUUAGUGAUGAACUAAUUAAAUUGUACCUGUAAAUAAUUUAGUAUAAUACGUAAUGAUUGAAAUAAAUUUUGUUUA